Molecule: messenger RNA, 931 nt
Organism: Rhipicephalus microplus (southern cattle tick)
Lineage: Eukaryota; Metazoa; Arthropoda; Arachnida; Ixodida; Ixodidae
Cellular component (GO): chitin-based extracellular matrix
Molecular function (GO): structural constituent of chitin-based larval cuticle
Source: RefSeq, a predicted model, not a curated record
AAGCGGUCACAGUGAAAGGAGCGCCUCCGCAUACACCUGACUGGAAUACGUAGUGCACCUGACGGGAGGGAAACCCAGCAACAUGAUCGCCAAGUGCAUCUCUUCACUCCUUUGCCUGGCAGUCACCGUCAAUGCCGGCAUUGUUGCGACUAGCGGAGGCCACAGCGUGCAGCAUCGGAAACAGGAUGAUUACGGAAACUACCAGUUCGGCUAUGACAUCGUCAAUGGUUACGGUGCUGUCAACGGCCGCCACGAAGCCGGAGGCGCAUACGGCCCCGUGCAUGGUUCCUACUACCUGGGUGACAUUGACGGCCGCCACCGGCAGGUGCACUACGUGGCCGACAAGCUCGGGUUCCGCGCUGUUGUCAAGACCAACGAGCCUGGAACUAAGACGAGCGCGCCUGCGGCAGCUCCUUACGUGUCGGCCAAUGGCAAGGCGGUGCCAGCGGCUUCAGUCCAAGCGGCUCCAGUCGCCAUUGUGAAACCAGUGAUCCCAGCUUACGGCGGACAUCUUGGCUACGGUUACGGUGGAGGCUACGGAGGCGGCUACGGCCACGCGCCCGUAGCCGCUGCUGUGGUCGCGAAGGCUGCCGUUCCUGUGGCUGCUUACGCGGCAGCUCCCCACUACGGUUAUGCUGGACUCGGUGGGCUUGGUCAUGGCUACAGUCUUGGCUAUGGUGGCUACGGAGGUUACGGGGGCUACGGAGGCUACGGACACGGCUAUCUGGGAUAAGCAGCCGCUUCCAAAUGAACCAAUUUAUUGGGAUCAAGGUGAUGGCGUACUCGUCAGUGUUUCAAGUGUUGCCAAAGCAAGACUUCGUUGUUAUCCAUCUUCAGGUCCCGGUUCCUACAUGAUUCCAUAAUGUGUUCCUACACUUUUCUUGUUGACUCUGUUUGUUCGUGUAAAUAAAGGUGUUUUUGACUGUCGUAA